Molecule: messenger RNA, 1301 nt
Organism: Melanaphis sacchari
Lineage: Eukaryota; Metazoa; Arthropoda; Insecta; Hemiptera; Aphididae
Product: MKRN2 opposite strand protein
Exons: 5
Coding region: 153-815 (220 amino acids)
Source: RefSeq, a predicted model, not a curated record
UUUUAAUUUUUUAAUUUAAAAUUUUUUAAUUGAAAGUAAAUCUUAGUUGUAACUAUAGCUUCUAUUAAUUUUUUACAAAAAUUGUUGUACACUAUAAUAUUAAUUACAAUUGGUUGGCACUAUCAGAUUAUCUCUAAACUGGUAAAAAUUUUAUGAUUCAACCUAUUGUCAUGAAUAAUGAUUCUGGUAUAAUUAGCUUUCAACAUUGUAAUCACAAAAACAUAUAUUGUAUAAACAUUCCAACUAAUUGUCCUAUUUGCAAAAUAUGUUUAAGAAAUUUACAGAACAUUCCAAUCAGAGUUCCUUAUCCUUUUGUAAGAGCAUCUCAGCAAUCAUGCUCUGUUAUUGUAAAGCCAACUCGAGGUGAUUUUUUAAAUAACUACCAAUUAAUGGAUGAUUUACAUAUUGGAGUAACAACUUCAAGAGGUACUGUUGUAUCAUAUGAUUGGGAAGGAAUCAUUGAGGAUACAGAAAAUUGGCAAGGAUGCUUAGUUGUGUUUCAACUAAAUGACCAUUGUAUGGAAACCCAUUGGGAUACUACAUUAGCAGAUAUAGUAAAAAAUGAAUGUUGGGAUAGUUCUAGAUACAACGAAGAGGAUCACAAUUGUUUUUCGUUUAUAAUAGCUUUUAUUAAACAGUUUUACAACUUCAAAUCACCGGUACAACAUAUUGAAACGAGAGAAGAUUUUGCAGAAUUAUAUGUAGCUCCAACUACGAUAAAAGCUUAUAAAUAUAUCUAUCUUUACAGAAAAAUCACUGAAAAUGGUUUCUAUAUUUACAACCAAUCGUCGAAUGAAAUAUUGUGUACGCAAUAAAAUUAAAUGGUAAUACAAUUAUUACUGUACGUAUAUAAAGUUUUUCUUUUUUAUGUUUAAUAUGAAUAUCGUUUAAUUUUCGUCAAUAACCAGAUUAGCUUAAAAUGAUUGAAGAAGAAAUACAUUUUAUUUGACAGUAUUGAUUAUAAAAAUCUUGAGAGUGUAUAUCAGAAAGAUUUUUAAGGAAUUAAAUGUAGGAGAUAGAUAGUUAUAUAAUUUUGACGAAAUUGUGAGAUAUUUUGCGGCGCAUGUACUGUAUUAACUGCCGGGUAAUCUCAAUAUUUACUCAAAAAUGAGUACAUUUGUUGUAAAUAUAAUUUAUUUUAUUUUAUACAGAUGGAAUAAAAUUAUCUUUAUUUCUUAGAAUGUUUUUUUUUUAAGUUUUAAAGUUCUGUUUAAUGUACGUUUAAAACUCUAAAAUAAUAAUUAAUAAAGACUAUAUAAUUUUCAAUUAUGAAUGAACAAAUGUUUGUAUCAAUAAAUUUA